Messenger RNA from Astrephomene gubernaculifera, 3621 nucleotides. The record is from the annotation of a GenBank genome assembly. Lineage: Eukaryota; Viridiplantae; Chlorophyta; Chlorophyceae; Chlamydomonadales; Astrephomenaceae.
GGAAAGGAUUGCGCGGCGACAAUCGCAAUCGCAGAACACAUCAGCUACCUGAGUAAUGUUAUAAUUUGGCAAUGUAUCACCUUCCCGCGCUCGUGUGCUGACUGUUUGCGGGGCUGCAAGUUUGACUUCUCAACAGUAUGGAUCAUAGGCAUAACCCGCUAGGGCGGAAGGAAAGUGGCAUUGACGAUUUUGAGACAGCGACAUCCCAAGUACCAAGUGGCCAUGCACCCCGACGGACGCGCUUGAGCACGUUAACGCUAUUGUCGCUUGCUCUACUGUUUGGUUUUGGUAUAUGUGUCCUCAGCCUGCAUUUUCAUAAAAUCAGCGACUUGCAUGGAAAGGUACCAGAAGCUACGCCUAGCGAUGGACAUGGUAGCCGCGAACGCCAGGGCCUAGCUGUACGGCCUGCAGACCCUGCCAAGCAAGCAGACGGGAAACUCCAGACCAGCCCUGCUGCUCCCAAUAACACCGGAGUAGCAGGACUUAAUGCCACACAGCAACAACAACAGCAGCAACAACAGCAGCAGCAGCCCAAGGUGGGACAGGAGGCCCAGCAGCAGCAAGGGCUACGAAAAGAGGAGCCGCAGGCGCAAGGCAAUGCAAUAAAGGCCAUUUCACCAGCUGUAGAUACAGGGGGGGCGGGAGCGCAAGGGACUCAAACAGGCAGCUCGGGGCAAGCAACUAGCAGCGGCAAUCCGGCCAGCAGCAGCAGCGGCAGCAGUAGCGGUAGCGGUAGCGGUAGCGGUAGCGGUAGCGGUAGCGGUAGCGGUAGCAGUACGGCAGCACAAGCGGGGGCAUCAGGGGAGGCUUUGGAUGACGGGCCCGACUACGAAGAUGACGGCAGUACGGGACUGGGUGUAGAUGCUGCAUGGCUGUACGACAAUGGGAUGUACGACGAUGAAGACGUACCCCAAGCGGAACAGCAGCAGCAGCAGGGGCAACAGCAGCAGCAGGGGCAGCACAUGAAGGAUACCGCUGCAGCUGCUCCUGCCGUGACCAACAACACAACGGCCACAACCGCAGCCGCCGACCCAGGGGUCGUUCCAGCUGCCGCUGCCACUACCCGCAACGACACCUGCGCCCCCCUCAGUCGCGAGCUGCUGUCCCGGUGGGCUGCCAACGGCACGCUGCUGCUCACCUUCACCAACAGCCGCAUGUUCGCGGGGUUCGGGGCCACCUGGCUGCACCACGUGCGCAAGGCGGGAAUCACCUACUGGGUGAUGGCGGUGGCGGAUGAGGCCACCGCGGCGCUGGUCCGGCGGCGGGGUGUGGAGCAGUGCUUCCUGGUGCAUGAGAACGAGAUUGACGACACCAACGCAACCUUCCAGUGGGGUAGCACCAGCUGGCGGCUGCACACGUGGCAAAAGGUGCUGACGGUGCGGCACGUGCACCACCUGGGCUUCCACGUCAUCCACUCCGACAUGGACGUGGUGUGGCUCCGAAACCCGCUGGAGCACUUUUUGGUCAAGUACCCGGACCCCGACUACUGGGUGUCCAUGGACCCCAUCACCACCUCCAACCCGCUGGGGGACGAGGGGCCGGAGCUGGGGGUCACGGUGCACCACUACAUGAACACGGGUGUGUACUUCCUGCGUCAGACCCCUGGCGGCCGCGCGCUGAUCGACACCUGGUACGACAUCCGUCGGGAGAUGCAGGGCCGCGGCUUCCACGACCAGGACGGACUCUACAAGCACCUGGGCAGGAACAAGGAGGACAUUGACCGCUCCAAGCGCCUGAGUCGCGUGCUGGACGGGCGCACCGCGCUGGCGCAGCUGCCCGCAUCGCUCUUCCAGAACGGCUACUCCCACUGCAUUAACCAAGUACACAAGGUCCACCAUCUGACCCCCUUCGAGGUGCACUUCGUGUGGGUGUGGGGCGGCAAUGUGGGCAAGAUAACACGCAUGCGAGAACAGAGGUACUACAUUGAUCCGCCGCCAUACUAUUCGGAGCCGCUGUUCUUGUCGUACGAUGUACUGCCGAUUGAGGACCCUCCCGGCUACAACGACUGGAAUGACACUGAGGCCAUGGUCCAGGUGCACCUGUCCGCCCUGUCCAGCCAGCUGACCGACUCCUGGCACGGACUGGCGCUGGCGGCGCUGCUGAACCGCACCGUGGUGCUGCCGAAGAUGAAGUGCUUCUGCAUCCAGAACUGGUUCGAGAACCCGCAGUGCCGCCUGCCCGGCGAGCUGCUCACCCGCUUCCCGCUGUCGCCCGCCUGCCCCGCCGACUUUGUGUUUAACAUGGACAAGCUGGCGGAGCUGCAGCUGCCGAGUGGUGGUGGGGGCGGUGGGGGCAGCAGGGCGCUGGAGUGGCGGGAGUUCAGCUUCCUGGACAAUGAGAGGACGCCGGCGAGCGUCAAGGAUCGUCCCCUGGUGGUCACCGCCAAGCCCGGCGCCACCUCCGCAGCCCUGGACGCCCCCUCCAACACCCUCACCAUCCCACCUGGGCUGCUCUCCGACCAGCUCCUAGCCACCCUGCAACCCUUCCUAUCCCCCUCCUCCCCCUCCUCCUCCUCCUCCCCCUCAUCGUCACCCCCAUCUCAGCCCAAGCGUGUGCAUUUCAGCAACCCGCGGCUGGCUUUCGCCGGCUGGAGUGACCCACGGGUCGCGGCCGAGUAUGACGCUCGCUUGGAGGGGCUGGCGGUGCGUUGGUGUUGCCGGCCUGACAAGGUGGCGGCGCAACACAACGUGACGGUGCACCACCAGCUGCAGCUCAAGCCGGCUUCCCAACAGGAGGAGCUCCGGCGGGAGGAACAGCUGCAGCAGCUGAGGCAGCAGCAGCAGCAAGGGGGCAAGCCGCAGCGGUAGGCGGCGCAGCAGCAGCAGCAGGCAGGAGCGAGCGGAGGUGACUCUCCGGGGGUGCUACCUAACUUCGUAAUGCUGCAACCUGCCUAAUGCUGCCUAUUGCAUAACGCUAGCUAACUAAUUAGGCGCUCCUUACGGGGGCUCUUGUAACGAAUGGGAUCUGUAAAUAACGAGUGAGGCUGGUACGGUGAUUGCGUACGGUGUACGGGGGGGGGAGGAGGGGGGUAAGUAAAGUGGAUUGCGGUGGGGUUAUACUGCGGGGUAUGUGCCCUUAAUCACGCUCUCUAACAGGUGUGGUGCUCGUGUGCGUGAUGGCUUUGGAAGUGGCUCGGCAGCUGCCUCUGCCUCCGGCCGGCGACAUCCCGAAUGGAGUGCUCAACGAUGACGUGAUUUGAUGGGGAACAUGAUGGGGAGGCCUCCUGUGGUGAUCAUCCUACUGUGCGCGUGCGAGGGUAUUGCGGUUAUGUGGUGGGCUGAUCAUUGCUCAACAUAAGAGUAGGCGCGCGUCAUAAUGUGCAAGGAAGACGAAACAGGCGCGUUUGGGUAGAGUGUAAGAACUGGUACUUGUUGCGUUUGGGGGGGUCGAGGUCCGUGGGGUUUUGAGUUUGGUUAGGGUUGGAGGGCAACUGGGAGGCCUCGACACAGGCGAACGAGGUGUAUAUGACCGCGUGUGGAUCGGGCGCCGGUUUGUGUAUUCAGGUGCAGUCAAGCGUCGACCUUAAGUAAGGUAGGGUCGGAUUCAGGCUAGGGGCAACCGUGAGGAGAACGGAGGAGCUUAGCAAAAAUGGGUACCUGUAAGGCUGUCGGGAACCUAGAG